Polistes dominula (European paper wasp) is the source of this 5257-nucleotide messenger RNA. RefSeq lists its product as uncharacterized. The record is from RefSeq and is a predicted model, not a curated record. NCBI's taxonomy places the organism in Eukaryota, Metazoa, Arthropoda, Insecta, Hymenoptera, Vespidae.
CGAUGAUCUUGGUCGGAAUCAGCAGUAGCGGCGGACGCGCGCUGGUGUCGGCAUCGGCUCUUUUGCUGUUGCUGACUACUCUGCUGCUAUUGCUGGUUGCUAACAAUUUUUUUGUUUUGUUUUUGCUGAUUUCAUUGAAUCAACAUAUUUCGUUAAUCAUCAUUAACAAAAACAACAACAACAUCAUUUUCAUCAUCAUCAUUAUCAUCGUUGUCAUCAAUUUGAUCUUUUGAAUGUCUUCUACUUCUUCUUCUUCUUUUUGAUAUUGUUCAUCAAACGACGAGUUGUUUGAAAUUUUUCAUCAUCAAAAUAUUGUUUGGUCAAGGAUCAAAAUUUGAAUUAGAACGUGUGCGCGAGAGACCCACACCACCACCAUUCAACCUUCUGUCUCUCAUCGAAUAAUAUCUAAAAUAGUUUGCCAGGAGUAAGCAAGAAAAGUAGCAGAAGAAACACAGAAACCGGUUUUCAUCGGGCGUGGGAAGAAGAAGAAGAAGAAGAGGAAUAAGAAGAAGAAAAAAGAAAAAAGAAAAAAGAAAAAACGGGCACGAGCCAAAAGAAGAUAACGAAAGAAAAAGAAAAAAGAAAAAAACUACGAGUUUUGUUAUUAGACACGCGAGUUUUUCUUUUUGGAUACUUUUUUUUUAAUUACUUUCAAUAAGUAAAAGGAAAAAGUAACAAGAGAGAAAGAGAAAGAGAGAGAGAGAGAGAGAGAGAGAAGAAAUUUUGGUAAUUCUCUCAUUGUCAAAAUGAGCUCGUCGACUUAUGCGGGGAGCUCGGAAGCAGCGGUUUCAGGAUUUUGUGCCGCGCCUCCACCACCCCCACCACCUCCACCGGUACCCGGUCAAAUGCCAAGUAUGAGGAUCAGUACUGCCGAGGGACCAGGUAUGAAAAGGGCCCAAUUACCGGUUAACCCAGCAGACACCGGUUACGAACCACCAAUAGCAAUUCAAAAUGCUAUUUUAACGAAGGACAAGAAACCCUUUACUUAUACACCCGGUAUGGGUGGUAAAUUAGACCUAUCUCAAAUUCGAAGUCCACGUAUGGCAAGAAGAGUAGCAAAGAAUGCGAACGACGAGGGUAUAGAAGGGCCACCAAAGUCAGCCCUCGAAUCGAAACCAGUGCAACAAACGACUGGCGCGAGUCUCUUUGUUCAGCCGCAAGUCGCCGUUCCGGUUUUCCCACUGAAUGCUCCACCUCAGCCUCCGGUCAAUAGAAAUUCGCAAGUGCCGAUUCUCAAUAGAGUGCCUUCAAAUGCAGCGGACAGACAAGUGGAACAGACAACAAAAAUUGGUGCCAAAGAUGAGACGAAAGUGACUCCCAUCCAGAUUACAAAUAUUCAACCAGCCUCACCCGAAAGUCCCUGUACUCCUCAAGUGACAUUGGCGAAAGCACCAACGCCUUGGUUACAAAAUAAGAACAAGCAGCAGGAAGAAUUGCCGGAGUGGGCGAAACGUUCGAGCGUCAAUAAAACAGCUAACUCGUCACCCGAGUAUAAUCCGUCCACGCAACCAACCUACGCUACGAAUAAGACUGAGUUAAAUCAGCAAACGAUACCGCAAUGGCAGCAAAAUCAGCAAAGACAGCAAACAUCUCAACAGCAACAACAACAACAACAAAGGCAACCAUCACAACCGCAAAGUCCAACCUAUCAACAGAUACGUCAAGUGUCUAGUCCUACAAUUCAGCAACCUCAGGAACGUCAACCGAUGAUCAAUCAUCAAACGCAACAACAAGAACGAGUCAUACCUAUUCGUAUCGAAGACAGACCAUCGGUAUUUGCAGUAAAACAAGAACCUGGACAUCAUCAAUUCAAGACUCAACCUAGUGUACAUCAUCAACAACGAUGGGGUCAAACAAGUCCUCAGAAUCAAACCACACAAUCGCAAAUCUAUGUACCAUCUUCUCCGCAAACUCAACAGGCACCGACAUCAUACGUCAUCCCUAUCAUGGUAGAAGGUGAUGAUAGGAGAACGAACGUAACACCUGCCACUAAUGUUCAACAAUCUAACGUUAGAGUUAAUCCUGUUAGAAGUGAACCAGCAAAAAUAAUUGUUCAACCAAGAGGUCCAACACCAAUUCAAGAACCUGGACCAGUUCAAUCUCGAUCCUUCCGAGUUCUUCAAAAAAUCACUGAUACAGAUUCCACCAAUGAUGUUGAUACCGAACAAUUGCGUAAAUUACAACUUACUGAAGAUGAUAGGAUUUUAAUGAACAAGUUCAAAGAACAAGUUGAUGGGGAUAAUUAUCUUCAUCAAGAAGAAGAUCCACGAUAUCGUGGUGCAGCGAUACCAUCGCGUGCUUUUCGAUUUUUACAAAACAUGACCGACUCUGGCGAGAUCUCAGCUGCAGCUACAAUGCCACGAGUACAAAAUGCAAACAAGAAACAGAAUAGAAACUCUAAAACUUUUGAAGACGUGCAAUCAAAUUUACCACCAAGCGAGCAACAAGUACCAGAACCGAAAAAAUAUAUGGGCAGUGCGAUACCUUCUCGAUCUUUCAGAAUAUUGCAAGCUAUGACUGCACCUGAGAGCGUAGCCACGCAAGAAAAUCGUCAAGCAGAUUACACCUGCCAAACCGAGAAUAACGUGCCGGGUAAUCAGCAUGGUGUAUAUAUACCUGUCUGUCCCCAUCCCCCACCUCCAGGCCCUUUACCACCACCACCACCACCACCACCAAUACCUUAUUGGAAUCCUGAGGGUUGGUGGGGUUAUUAUCAUCCAAUACAAUAUCAAACAAUUCCUAAUCUGAACGAUCCUAACUCGAUGAAGUUAUCCUUCGAUCCUUACGUUUAUCGUCGUUAUGAGGAUGGUAACACUUACGUUUUUUAUCCACUUUACAAUCAGAAUUACAUGUCAUGUGAUAAUUUUGAACAAGAGAACAAUAUUUAUACGCAAUACGUGGCACAUUGUCAACCACCGAUUCAACAGGUGAAUGUUAAAGAAUCAACCAACAACAUUGUUCAAUCAAAUUUGAUGAAUGAAGAAAAUCUGAUUGCAACGUCAAAUGAUAAUAAUGUUUUUAAAGAAGAUCAUUGGAGAAAAAUGAACGAUGUUUCAAAGGUGCCAAUUAAUGAGAAACCUAAUGAUCGUCUUAAUACAACAUUGAAUAUUGUUGAAGAGGAAAAAGAACGAACUGUUUCAAAGAUUGAUGCUGAACACUUUGAUAAAACAAAAAUCAUUGUGCCUAAUUACACUUACGUUGACUGCAGUGAUUCUAGCGAUUCAGAUUCGGAUAGUUCAUCUUCAUCAUCAUCAUCAUCUUCAUCUAGCAAGUUGACCAAAAGUAGGAACAACGAUACCACUACGAACGACACGAUAUCUGAAAGUGAUUCGGAUUCUUAUUUGGCUUAUUCAACGGGUUUAAAUCCACAUGGGAAAUCUGAAGGGACUGAUCAAUGCAAUGAUAACAUUGAUGAUAAAAAAACCAUUGAAAUUGGCAAGGAACUUUGUUCGGAGAACACCAUUUCCAGUUGUGAUUCGGAAAAUGAGGAAGAAGAAGAAGAAGAAGAAGAAGAAUAUCGUGUUGAAUCUUUGAAAAGUGACCCAGUUUUACCGGCUCAUCGGUUAAGUGUUAUUUACGAGGACACUGCCGAGCACGUAGAAGUUGAAAUUCCUUGUCCAAGAAAAAACAAGGACACCAAAAAGUGGAACAACGUGACACCUUGCGAUGAUCCACCUGACGAUGUGGACACAACUGUCAGUGUCAGUUUACCAUUGAGAUUUAAAUUCUCUGUUUCUGAAAACAACGAAGAUGUUACCACAGUGAUCGUUGGUGAUAGUCAAAUAAAAUCGGAGAAAAAAACCCUAACCUCUGAAAAAUAUCAUCGAAUUGUGGAAGAAGAUACCACGGUUGAUUUUACUUUGAAAAGACCAAGUACAAAAGUUCAAUCAAUUGAAGAACAAAAUGUUGUUGAAACAAACAAUGAAAUUGAUGACACUGCACACGUUAAUUUUACUCUGAGAAAAGUUCCUACAAAAAUUAACAGAGUUAAUUGUGAAGAAUCGGUUGAAACAGAAUUUACGAUUAGAUCGAAGAAAGUUGACGUUACCAGUCACGUUAGAAAGGACAAGAGGAAGCUCGAUGGUGAAAGGCAACGAGAAAAAAUUCAUCGAAAUAACCAGAACCAAUCUGUUGGUUCUGUGUCAAUCGAGAAAAAUGAAAAAAUCGAACCGGAAAUCGUAGUGUCCGAAUGUAAUUGGAACGAGGAUAAAGAAAAUUCGCGAAAUUUGACAACCAAACUCGAUGAUUCGAUCGAUCAUUCGGAAAAUAACCAAAUAAAGGAAUCCAAUCAACAAGAUGACGAAAGUUACGUUGAAAUGGAAGUUGAACAAACUAAUAAAGAAACGAAACAUUUGUUGAGCGUACAAAAUUCACGAGAAGAAACUGACGAUGAGGACAGUGGUGUGACAUCGGACAUGAGUCGAAUGAUAUCAGAAGUUGACACAGAUUCCGAAUGUACAUCGACGAAAAAUAUAAGAAAAUAUCAAAGAACUCAAACUCAUUCGCGUCUUUUCAGGUUAUUAAACGAUGAUUCUAUUUUGGCAGAGGAUACAACAGAGAUGACAGAUGGAAUAUUAGGUUCAUCGUUGAAACGAGAAUAUCUGAGUUUACCAUUGAAAACACAUGCAUUUAAUUACGACGAGAACAAUUAUUGUUCCAAUUAUUCCAGUGGUUUAACGUCACCAGAAUAUUCGCCUAUUUGUGAACAAUCAUGGAAAAAAUUACACGAAUCUGAAUUGGAUUUCAAUCGACAAUUAAACCAUCAACAUCAACAUCAACAACAACAACAACAACAUCGUCUUGAGAGAAGCAUUUCCAAGGAAGACCCUUAUUACCAAGCAUGGAAAAGUCCCAAAUCAAAUAACGCGAAUGAACGUGAUCAAAAUCACGAUGUUUUACCAUCGAUUGCUUUUAAAAUUCUCGAUAGCAAAAUACCAUAUUGGAAUUACAAGGUCAACGUUUUAUGUCCACGUAUCAAAAGUAGCAAAAGUGUACCCCAAACUUUACAAGGAUGCAAGACGAACGGAUCGAAUGGACCCGGAUCGGUUGUUGUUAGAUCUUCACCAACUACAACCCUUCCCCUAUCCUACGUCGAUAACGACCAUUGCUGAUGGCCCGGGGCAGAGUGAGGGCCGUGUUUGGCCGCAAACAACCGGUCCACGGAACGAGCUUCGCGCAACUUUUCUCGAAAUUCGCAACGACUGGGCGACUAAUGCCCGGGGAGCUACAGGCUACGUGAUUUUUUUUCUAUCGGUAC